Messenger RNA from Medicago truncatula (barrel medic), 572 nucleotides. RefSeq lists its product as uncharacterized. NCBI's taxonomy places the organism in Eukaryota, Viridiplantae, Streptophyta, Magnoliopsida, Fabales, Fabaceae. The transcript has a single exon. The record is from RefSeq and is a predicted model, not a curated record. The coding region runs from base 128 to 427 and encodes 99 amino acids.
AAUCCAGCAACUUGCUUUCAUAGCCUGCUUCUUAAAUUCUUUCCUCCAUUUUGCAGUCUUUACAUUUUUUUUUUCUUCCUAUAUAAGCAUUAAUAUUUUGUUCUAGAGAUUUACAAUAAGAAGUGUUAUGGAAGGUCUUCUACCUCUUGUGUAUAAAGCAAUCAAGAAAAAUAGAACUAGACGACAAUAUGAGGUUAUUUCAUUAGGAGGAAGCUACAACAUAAGCAUGGCUGAGAUCCACCCUCAAACUCAACAACCAGCUUCAGAUGAUUAUAAUAUUGGUCACAGGAGACAUAAAUCUGUUGGAGAUAGUUUUGGUAAUGGUUUUCAAUUUCAUGAUCAGACAACAACUGGUUCUGUUUCUCCUUCAAAAAAACUUGUUAGGUUUAGUAGUCAUAGAAUGUUUUCAUGUAUCAAAGGUGCCUGAAGUCAAGGUGUGUGUGCAAGAUUUGAUAUUGUAUGUAUGUAUGUGCUGUUUUUUUGAAUAAUGUUGUAAAGAUGUUGUUGUUUUGUGUCCUAAUUAUUUCAAAAGAUGUUCUGUUUCUAUAUUUGUUCAGUGUUUUAUUUAUUUA